Molecule: messenger RNA, 1098 nt
Organism: Pistacia vera
Lineage: Eukaryota; Viridiplantae; Streptophyta; Magnoliopsida; Sapindales; Anacardiaceae
Product: pathogen-related protein
Exons: 4
Coding region: 164-928 (254 amino acids)
Source: RefSeq, a predicted model, not a curated record
AGAUGUUUAUACUGGAGAUUAAUUAUAUAGAUAGUAACAUGUGGUCCUAAAGUGUUUUAUCCAGUAUUUCUCUACAAAACCUGAUCAGCAGUUUAUACUUUUCUCAUAAAACCUCUUCAACUGUUUAUACUUUUCUCGCACAAGGAACUUUAAUUUCCCGAACAUGUCAACAGGUGAAGAUGCUCCAGUUACAGUAGCUGCACAAGGAGGAGAUAAAUACAGGUCCUUCCUGAACGAUGAAGGUGGAGAGAAAAUUCAAUGGAGACAUGGCGGCCCUCCUACUUAUGAUAGCGUAAAUCAGCUCUUUGAAGAAGGCCGAACUAAGGAGUGGCCGAAAGGUUCCUUGGAAGAAAUAGUGCAAAAUGCCAUCAAGUCAUGGGAGAUGGAGCUCUCACACAAGACUCGCUUACAAGAUUUCAAAACCAUUAAUCCUGAGAAGUUUAAGCUCAUUGUUAAUGGAAGAGAAGGAUUAUCUGCAGAAGAGACACUAAAAGUUGGAAGCUACAACGCUUUGUUGAAGAAUUCAUUGCCAGAGGAGUUCAAAUACUACAAGGCAGAAGAAGAGAGCUUUGAAUCAUCUCAUGAAGUAUUUCGAUCGGCUUUACCUCGAGGGUUUGCAUGGGAAAUUCUAAGUGUUUAUUCUCGGCCUCCUGUGAUUGCUUUCAAGUUCAGGCAUUGGGGUUUCUUUGAAGGACCUUUCAGAGGACAUGCUCCCACUGGAGAAAAGGUUGAAUUUAUUGGGUUGGGAACUAUUAAGGUUGAUGGAGCACUAAGGGUAGAGGAUGUUGAAAUCUACUAUGACCCAGCAGAGUUAUUUGGACGAUUAUUAAAAGGGUCACCAAUCUCUGAAACUGUGUCGAAGAAAGAAGAUAAGAGUGCUGAAAGUUCAACACCGAUCCAAGGCUGUCCUUUCUCCCACAAAGUAUGAAUGCUUGAUGAUGAUGGGUAAAUGCAUAACAUGUGGAUGGCUCAUGGCGGUGCCCUUUUCCCAAUCGAUUUUUAUUUUUAAGUUUAUCUUAUCAUCAACAAUGUUUUUUUUUCUGUUUCCGUCGUUUCUUUCUUUAUCAAUAUUUAAUAAUCUGAAGACUUUUUUAUUCA